Aspergillus oryzae RIB40 is the source of this 744-nucleotide messenger RNA. RefSeq lists its product as uncharacterized. The transcript has a single exon. The record is from RefSeq and is a predicted model, not a curated record. Bases 1 to 744 code for a protein of 247 amino acids. NCBI's taxonomy places the organism in Eukaryota, Fungi, Ascomycota, Eurotiomycetes, Eurotiales, Aspergillaceae.
AUGAGUACGUUUGUCGACUAUGAGCUCAGCGAUGCGAAGUGGUUCUCCUUCGAGGAAUUGAUGGCUCCGUGGACGAGCGACCCCCUUUUGGAGCCAGUACUUAGUCGGGCAAUCCAUUUCAAAAGGCGGGCUCAAAUUCAAUUCACUACAACGGGUUCCCGAUCACCCAGAUUGGAGGUACUACUGCAGCUAAUCAGGGAUGGUUCCACCAUCAGCGAGGAGCUUGAAGCGGCCGCCAUCAGCGUUAGACGCUCUUCCGAUCCGAAUAUGUCUUCACAUCAGCAACUGACAACAUUCAAUGGCAUGUUUGAAGUGUCCACCAAAACAACGGAGGCGAUAGUGAGAAGCCUAUACCGGACUGUCAGAUACCGUGUGGUCGAGUUGGUCCGUGGCCUUGUGGCUCGCAUAGGGGACGGAGAAGAUUACAGCGCUAGCUGCGAAUUCGACAGUCAGGUUUGCUCGUCAGAAGAGCUCGCUAUGAUCCUUGAACAGAUCCAUGGGGAUAUUUGCGCUGUUCUUGGCCUCGAUCCUGAGCACCAUGCUGGCGACGACAAUCAGGGAUUGGCUCAUCGAGUGUUUGGAAUGUUCUUCCCCAUAACAGUCCUGAUGUUCUCAUCGUCAGCUGGGGAAGAAAAACGAGUGUGGUUUCAAGAGAAACUACGAUGCAUGGGUGAGAAGACUGGACUGGGCCUGGCAACAUGGGCAGCACAAAAGUGGAAUAGCCACCUCUGUAUCCCAUGCUAA